AUGGCAGGCUACAUUUCAUCUAUAGACUAUAUAUGCGAAUUAAAAAGAACGCAAUUUAGUAUAGUACUAGCAGAAAAGAUAUAUGGCUUUAAAGCACUGGAAACUUGAGUUUCAUAACAAAUAACAAUUAAAGAUGAUUUAAAUGCACAGUGAUAAAUUUUUUAUAAAUAUUUAGAAAAUUAUUUUAAAAAAAAAUGGCUCAUUGGUUUCAUCGCAAUCUACUAAAAGCAACAACAAAUCAUAAAUUCGAAUUAAAACAUAAUGAUCCUACUGAUGCUACAAGAAAACUUUGUAGUGAUUUAAGAACCUGUCGGAUUCGAUUAUUAGAUCUUUUAAAGAAUCCAAAUAAUACAAGUACAUCAGUGGAACCUGCCUUUAUUUCUUAUCUUUCUUUGCUUUAUGGCUUUAUAUGGGAGGUCGACGCUUUAAGUGAAGAAAAUGAACAGAUUGGUGGACCAAAUCCAAGCAAACUUAGAAAUGUAUUUGUUUUUAAAUGGACUCAUACUCUUCUUGGACAAGGAACUGUUUCCUUUGCUGAUUCUGUGUAUGAAGCAGCAAAUAUAAGUGUAAUUCUUGGUUUAUGGUUUAUGAAACAUGCUGCAAUGAUUGCUUCAAAAAAUGAUAUUACGAUGAGUGAAGCAAAAGAAGUAUAUAUCAUGAUGAGAAGGGCAGCUGGAAUAUUUACUUUUGUACAGACAGAAUUUUUACCCCAAUUAUCUAAUCCAUCACCAUUGGGUAGUGAUUUAGAUCCUCGUGUUAUAAAUGCUUAUGUCAAUCAAUGUACUGCAGAAGCUCAAGAAGUAACUGUUGCUCGAGCUGUUGAGUUAAAACACAAACCUAGUUUAAUAUCUGCAUUGGCUAAUGAAACAAGUAAACUCUUUUUUGAUGCAGCCAAUACUUUAAGAUCCUUUAAGGCUGAAAUUUCAGGACAAUGGAUUAAAUAUUUGGAAUUUAAGUCAAAAUUUUAUCAAUCAUAUUCAUAUAAUUACUGUGGAGAACACUUAUUGGCAAUGGACAAAUGUGGAGACGCAAUAAGAGCUUUAAAAGAAAGUGAACUAUGCUUGAUUAAAGCCAAAACAUUUUGUGCAGAAUAUAGUAAAAUUCAUGGACCAGCGCCACGUGUAAAGCCUGAUCAACAUACUGUAUUUAAACGCUUAUCUCCUUUGGUUGCACGUACACUUGAUAAAUGUGAACGUGAAAAUAUUUUAAUAUACCAUCAUUCUGUACCUCAAGAAAUACCUGUACUUGAUACUAAAGCUACAUAUGGAUUAGUAAGUCCUAUUGAUUUUCACAUGCCGGGUUGUAAUUCUUUGUGGUAUCUGGACAUCUACAAAACAUUAACUGGUACAGAAACACCUAAAAUAGACAAAGAACAAGAUUUACCUCUAGUUAAGGAAGAGGAGAUAUCUCAAAAUAAUAAAGAACCUAAAAAUGAAAGUGGCUGUACAUUACAGUAGGAAUUUAUCUCAUUCUUAAUAAUGAAAUUAAGAAAAUGAUUUAAAAAUGAAAAUGCCUUUAGAUUUUUA
Messenger RNA from Ceratosolen solmsi marchali, 1526 nucleotides. Its product is annotated as BRO1 domain-containing protein BROX. The record is from RefSeq and is a predicted model, not a curated record. Bases 195 to 1457 code for a protein of 420 amino acids. NCBI's taxonomy places the organism in Eukaryota, Metazoa, Arthropoda, Insecta, Hymenoptera, Agaonidae. The transcript is spliced from 8 exons.